UAAAACAUCAUUUAUUAUCUACUACAUACCUAUUACGUAAUCACUAAUCAAUCAAGUUAAAACGUCAAUAAUAUAUGACAAAUUGAUCCAAAAAGAAAAUAAUAAAACACUAUAAAAAUGGGGAUAAAAAGUAAAUAAACAUCAAAAACCCCAAGAAAUAUCAGCCAUCAAAUAGCCAAAAACAGUCCGUAACCAGGGCAGAGUCCAGAACACCGUAAAAUGAACUUAAUGACCAAAGAAGACAGCUACGCAGAAAGGAGACAACUAUUUAGAAAUAUUUGGGAUACGGCGAUGCAAAUGAACGAGAAGGACGCAGCUAACAUAAUGAACAAACCGAAAGUUAUCAAAACACUAAGGUUAGACGAAGUGGACAGAUGUAUCAUAGGCAAAGGAAAGAAGGAAAAGAUUCGCACCUUGAGAACAGUUUGCAAAAAAAUAUUGGACUUUUGUGAUAGACAAGAUGAGGAUGAUCGGUUUUAUGCACAGGUAGCCGGAAAACAGGAGUUGCGCCAACAUAAUCCAGAAUAUAAACAUAAGAAAACAAAAACCCACAGGGGAAGGAAAAAGGUUAAAAAGUCUAAAAGUUUAUUUACGCCUUUAAAGUCUGUUGGUGAUACAACUAAACCAACGACUUCAGAAAGAAAGAAUCGCUAUCCUAGACCAAUCUUGAAUAGAACCAGGAUCUAUUCGCCAAUUAAGACAAAGAGACCUAUAAUUGUGCGGAGGACUUCGGUUAGACACGAUAUAUCGAAGGCUAAGUCUGCUUUUACUGAAGGAAAUAAUGCUGGCACUAGUCGACGUAAGAUUGUUAAGAAAAAACGUGGUAAAAGAAAAAAGCCAUCUGUUGGCGGUGACAGCAUCCCACCACCGAAGCCAUCAGGUACUUCAAAUAAUGUGCAUUACGUUUCUACCCCGUCGAGAGGACAUGCUAUUGUAAGACGCAUAAAAGAACUCCUAAAAAAUAAUAAAAUAACUGUCGCUCAGUCCACAAAGUAGGUGCACUGAGUUGAAAAAUCGUACCGAUUUGAAGUGUGGCAGAGCCAUACUUCAGCACGAAUGGGCUGGCUCGACUGGAGUGAUACCACGGCUUCACAAAAAUCCGACGUGAAACAACGCUUGCGUUGCGUUUCGUUGUGUGAGUGAGGUUACCGCAGGCCCAAUAGGGAUGAUGACGGGGUAUGAAAAUAAAAAAAUAUUUAGUCCGUCAGUUAGGCAAUGAAAAAAUAUUAGGAACGUAUUUUUUUUAUUUUGUCAAAUAAGAUAAAACGAAUCAAACUUUAGGAGUGGGAGCAAAUCGGUACGUCAUUUCUUGUCACGCGGUAUUUCAAAUCGAUAUAUUAUCUUCAAAAGUAUUUGUUUCCGUAAGAAAAUAAAAAAUACGUGUCUAAUAUUUUAAGAUAAUACACAUACAAGACGGAUAUUAAAAUAAAAAUUAUUCAUCUACCCUAUUACCCUCCUUCCCAAUCUUCCCAAUCCCCGAUUCCCCAACAAUAAAUUCCUAGCCCCCAAAAGUCCGGCAACGCACUUGUAACGCCUAUGGUGUUUCGGGUGUCCACGGGCAGCGGUGAUUGCUUACCAUCAGGUGAUCCGUUUGCUCGUUUACCGGUUCAUAACAAAAAUAAAACGAUAAUUUCUACAGACUUUAUUGUGUUAAGAAUAGUAGUAAUAAAUACCUAAUUUGAACUAGUUCUAAAAUACAAUAAAGAUAUCAGUAAC
This is a messenger RNA of Spodoptera frugiperda (fall armyworm), 1716 nucleotides long. RefSeq lists its product as uncharacterized. The coding region runs from base 220 to 996 and encodes 258 amino acids. NCBI's taxonomy places the organism in Eukaryota, Metazoa, Arthropoda, Insecta, Lepidoptera, Noctuidae. The transcript has 4 exons. The record is from RefSeq and is a predicted model, not a curated record.